AUGACUAUGAGUGAUAAUAUACCAUUUGUUGUAAGUUUGGAAGAGAAACAUGCUACUGAAUUAGAAAUAGUUGGUGGUAAAGGAGCAAAUUUAGCAAUUUUAUUUCAACGAAAUUUUAAUGUUCCUGAUGCUUUCAUAAUAACAACAAAUGCAUUUCAACAUGUACUUAAUAAUGAACAAACAAAAAAUGUUCUAUUGUUAAUAGAUGAAGUUGAUGUUGAUAAUAUAAAAGAAUUAGAAGAUAUUAGUAAUAAAAUAAAACAAACAAUUUGUAAUAUAAAUUUACCAAAUGACAUAAUUAAUUUAAUAAUAGAACAUUAUAAUAAAUUAUCAUCAAAUCGUCUUUGGAUUGAUAUUACUGGUGUAUUAACAUCAGCAGCAGUACAUUUCUUUGGUUUAUCAAUGAUUGAUACUGGAAUGGGUACAAUUAUAAAUUAUUUAGUUCGUUCAAAAUUGUUUCCAAUAAAAUCAAUAUUUUCAUCAUUAACAACAUAUUUAUUUUUAUUAUUUUUUAUUAGUUCUACACUUUUAAAAUCCAUACGAAAUUUCAUAUUUCCUCGUUAUGGAAUAAAAUUAUUUAUGAAUCAUAUAGAAGAAUGUCAUCAAUUUAUUGAUAAAGGAUUUGAAGAUGAAAACAAUCAGAAUUUUACUAAUUGUGUUAAUCAUUUUCAAAAUAUUUUAUUGAUAUUACCACAAAUUUUAGCGAAACGUGCUAUUCCAUGCCUGCUUCCUACCAUUGUAUGUUUAAGAAUUCUUGGAAAAUUAGCAAAAAAUUCUAUUGAUGCUCUUGCACUUACACGUGCUGUUGAAUCAAAUCCAACAACAGAAAUGAAUCUUAUGUUAUGGAAAUUAACUAUAUUAAUAAAAAAUAAUGAAACAACAUUAAAAUUAUUUGAAAAUGAAACAAUAGAUAAUUUAGUAGAUAUUUAUAAAAGAAAAUCUUUUGAUAAAGAUAUUCAAUUAAAAAUAGAUGAAUUCUUUGAUAAUUAUGGUUGUCGUGGUAUUGGAGAAAUUGAUAUAGGUCGUAAACGAUGGUCUGAUCAACCAGAAAUUGUUCUUGAACAAAUAAAAAAUUAUUUAAAAAUUUCUAAUCCUGAUAAAGCGAUUGAUAAAAUUCAUGAUCAAAGUCGACAAAGUGCGUAUGAAGCUUUAUCAAGAAUUGAAAAUGAUUUACGAUGGCCUUUUAUUCAAAGACCAUUAGUAAAUUUUCUUUUUAAUCGUUUAAAAAUUUUAUUUUCAAUAAGAGAAUGUCCAAAAUUUUAUGGCCUUAUUCAAACAUUUGGUAAAUGUCGUAAAGAACUUCUUUCUAAAGCUAAUUUAGCAGUUAAUGAAAAUUUAAUUUCAAAUGUUGAUGAUAUUUUUUUUCUAUAUAUUAAUGAAUUAAAAUCAUUAGCUUAUGAUACUGAUCAUAAACAAUAUGAUAAAAUAGAUUAUUGGAAAAAUUUAAUUUUACAACGUCGAUUAGAAUAUACAAAACAAAUGUCUUGUAAACGAAUACCAUUAAUAUUACUUUCUAAUGGAACAACUUAUUAUGAUGCAACAACAAUAUCAGAUGAAACUAAUCAACAAAUUGAAUUAAUUGAAGGUGAAUAUAUUGGUAGUCCUGUAUCUCCAGGUGUAUAUGAAGGAAAAGUACGUAUAGUUGAUGAUCCAAUGAAUUCUAAAUUAGAACCUGGUGAAAUCUUAGUUUGUACAGCUACUGAUCCAGCAUGGACAUCAUUAUUUCCAAUUGUUGGUGCUUUAGUAUUAGAAAUGGGUGGAAUGCUUCAACAUGGUGCUAUAGUUUCAAGAGAAUAUGGUUUGCCAGCUGUUGUUGGUGUUGCUAAUGCUAAGAAUAUAUUUCAUAAUGGUCAAUUUAUUCAAGUUAAUGGUUCUAAUGGACGAAUUAAAAUUUUGUCUAAUGAAUGA
Messenger RNA from Rotaria sordida, 1908 nucleotides. NCBI's taxonomy places the organism in Eukaryota, Metazoa, Rotifera, Eurotatoria, Philodinida, Philodinidae. The record is from the annotation of a GenBank genome assembly.